Messenger RNA from Eucalyptus grandis, 1010 nucleotides. Its product is annotated as transmembrane emp24 domain-containing protein p24delta7. The transcript is spliced from 4 exons. Bases 105 to 761 code for a protein of 218 amino acids. Lineage: Eukaryota; Viridiplantae; Streptophyta; Magnoliopsida; Myrtales; Myrtaceae. The record is from RefSeq and is a predicted model, not a curated record. Gene Ontology annotation, biological process: intracellular protein transport; Golgi organization; endoplasmic reticulum to Golgi vesicle-mediated transport. Gene Ontology annotation, cellular component: COPII-coated ER to Golgi transport vesicle; Golgi apparatus; endoplasmic reticulum.
CCACUAUUCCGCAGGCGGCGGAUCUCUCUUUCUCUCCGUGUCUCUUUCAUUGGCCGCUCGCUCCUCUCCUCUCCUCUCCGGUCGCUCGCUCCACGAGCAGCACGAUGGCGUUCCCGUCGCGCGAUGCCUGUCGCCGCCUCCACGUCGUCCUCGUCGCGAUGCUGCUAGGGUUCCGGCCGUCCUGCUCCGUCCGAUUCGACCUGCAGUCGGGCCACACGAGGUGCAUCGGCGAGGACAUGAGGGCCAGUGCCAUGAGCGUCGGCAAGUUCGCCAUCGUCAAUCCUCACGACGGCCACCCCUUGCCCGAAACUCAUAAGCUCUCCGUCCGGGUGACUUCUCCGCACGGGAACAACUAUCACCAAUCGGAGAAUGUGGAGUCGGGGCAGUUCGCAUUCACGGUCGCAGAAGCCGGGGAUUACACCGCUUGCUUCUGGGCUCCUGAUCACAACCCCCAAGCGACGAUGACGGUGGAUUUCGACUGGAGGACCGGCAUGGCCGCCAAGGAUUGGUCCAAUGUCGCCAAGAAAGGGCAAGUCGAUGGGAUGGAAUUGGAACUGAAGAAGUUGUAUGAGACUAUCGACUCCAUUCAUAAUGAGAUGUUUUAUCUUCGUGAAAGAGAAGAGGAAAUGCAGGAGCUCAACCAAGCAACUAACACAAAAAUGGCGUGGCUCAGUUGUCUUUCGCUUUUUGUUUGCCUAUCUGUGGCUGGCUUGCAACUAUGGCACUUGAAGACCUUUUUCGAGAAAAAGAAAAUCAUUUGAAUAUUUCCUUAAUAGCUUAGAAAUUCUUUUUAAACUUUUGCAGAACGAAUCGAUGGUGAUACAUCCUUUCUGAGAUGUCUGCUUUUCGACCUAAGUUGGGAUUCUGCCAAAAAAGAAAAAAAAAAGGAGAAAAGAAAAAUUAUUUUCCAAAAGUUCUGGUUAUUAUCAUUCCUAGUGAGUUAUUACUAAGGUCUCUAGUCUAGAUUUGCAUCCAAGAUUUUACUAAUGCGGAGUUGGUUAGUUCGACAA